This is a messenger RNA of Acanthochromis polyacanthus (spiny chromis), 7254 nucleotides long. RefSeq names its product NIMA-related kinase 8 (gene nek8). The record is from RefSeq and is a predicted model, not a curated record. Lineage: Eukaryota; Metazoa; Chordata; Actinopteri; Pomacentridae. Gene Ontology annotation, biological process: protein phosphorylation. Gene Ontology annotation, molecular function: ATP binding; protein kinase activity. The transcript is spliced from 15 exons. Bases 31 to 2121 code for a protein of 696 amino acids.
AGACGGCGGAAACGUUUGGGAGCAGCGGCGAUGGAGAAGUAUGAGAAAAUCAAAGUUGUUGGAAGAGGAGCUUUCGGGAUCGUUCACCUGUGCCGCAGGCGCAGCGACGGGGCCUUUGUCAUCCUGAAGGAGAUCCCAGUGGAGCAGAUGUCACGAGACGAGCGUCUGGCGGCUCAGAACGAGUGUCAGGUGCUCAAACUGCUCAACCACCCAAAUAUCAUAGAGUAUUAUGAGAACUUCCUGGAAGACAAGGCCCUCAUGAUCGCCAUGGAAUAUGCACCAGGAGGCACCUUGGCUGACUACAUACAGAAGCGUUGUAACUCCCUGCUGGACGAGGAUACCAUUCUUCACUUUUUUGUACAGAUCUUACUUGCUCUGUACCACGUACACAACAAACUCAUCCUGCACCGAGACCUCAAGACACAGAAUAUUCUUCUUGAUAAGCAUCAGAUGAUCGUCAAAAUCGGUGACUUUGGCAUCUCCAAAAUCCUUGUCAGCAAGAGCAAAGCCUACACAGUGGUUGGGACUCCUUGCUAUAUCUCCCCAGAGCUGUGUGAAGGAAAGCCGUACAACCAGAAGAGUGACAUCUGGGCUUUAGGCUGCGUGCUGUAUGAGCUGGCGAGCCUCAAGAGAGCCUUCGAAGCUGCUAAUCUACCCGCUCUCGUUCUGAAGAUCAUGAGCGGUACCUUUGCUCCGAUCUCAGAUCGGUACAGCCCAGAGCUCCGACAGCUCAUCCUUAACAUGCUCAAUCUGGAUCCAUCCAAGCGGCCUCAACUCAAUGAAAUAAUGGCUCUUCCAAUAUGCAUCAGGCCCCUUCUUAACCUCUACACGGAUAUAGGCAACGUGAAAAUGCGAAGGAUUGAAAAACCACUAUCUACUGUGCAAACUGGUCCUCAAAGCAGACCAGGAGGGAGAGUUCCUACUAGCAGAUCCAGAGAUGGAUCAGUGGGUUUAGGAUCUGGAAAGCUGCAUUCUCUCCCGCUGUCCUCGGUGUAUACAUGGGGCAGUGGCAUCUCAACGCCUCUCCGCCUGCCAAUGCUCAACACUGAAGUGCUACAGGUGUCUCUUGGUCGCACGCAGAAGAUGGGAGUCACCAAGUCCGGCCGUCUGAUAACAUGGGAGGCUCCGUCAGUGGGAUCUGGUGAGGCCAGUCUUCCCGGUGUGGUGGAGCAGAUGCAGCCUCAGUUCAUUUCUCGCUUCCUCGAGGGUCAGUCUGGAGUCACCAUCAAGUCCGUGUCCUGUGGCGAUCUCUUCACCACCUGCAUGACAGACAGGGGCAUUAUCAUGACGUUUGGGAGCGGGAGCAACGGUUGCCUGGGACACGGUAACUUUAAUGAUGUAACACAGCCCAAGAUAGUGGAGGCACUCCUCGGCUAUGAGCUGGUUCAGGUGUCCUGCGGUGCUUCCCAUGUACUCGCUGUGACCAAUGAAAGAGAAGUAUUUGCCUGGGGAAGAGGAGACAAUGGUCGCCUCGGGCUCGGUACCCAAGACACCCACAACUGUCCACAGCAGGUGUGUCUACCUGUGGAAUUUGAAGCCCAGAGGGUGGUUUGUGGAGUCGACUGCUCCAUGAUAAUCAGCACCCAAUACAGCAUAGUGGCAUGUGGAAGCAACAGGUUCAACAAGCUUGGCCUGGACAAGAUUGCCUCAGGAGAGGAACCAAAUCCCUCCAAUCAAGUGGAAGAAGUUCAUUCUUACAGUCCAGUCCAAUCAGGCCCGCUCAACAGUGAAAAGACUGUUUACAUUGACAUCGGGACAGCUCAUUCUGUUGCUGUUACAGAAAGAGGUCAGUGUUUUACCUUCGGCAGCAACCAGCACGGACAGAUGGGCUGCAGUUCCCGUCGUAGCAGCCGUGUUCCCUACCUGGUGCCUGGCCUGCAGGGUAUCACCAUGGCUGCAUGUGGCGACGCCUUCACCUUAGCCAUUGGAUCUGAAGGGGAGGUAUACACGUGGGGAAAGGGGGCCCGCGGCCGACUCGGUAGAAAAGAGGAGGACUCUGGGAUACCGAAGGCGGUGCAGCUCGACGAGAGUCACCCGUUCACGGUGACAUCGGUGGCUUGUUGUCAUGGCAACACUCUGCUGGCAGUGAAACCUCUGCUUGAGGAGCCGGUCCCGAGAUGAAAACUAACCCACUUAGUGGCCGUCAUGAAAGCUGGCAGUGGCCCGAGGAGGAGGACAGUUUCUUCACUUUCCUUUCAUUCUGCAGCUGCGGCUUCAGAUUUUCUCUUCUUCUCUGUCUAGCCCAUCGUUUGUCUUUCAGGGAUGUUUGGUUGUUUGAGUCAGCAGCUUGAUAACAUGGAGCAAAGCUCAGAAAAGGUCACGACCUAUCUGUAGCAGCAAGUGUAUCACAACAGGUAGGUCAGAGGAAUGUUGCAACACUGAUACUGGAGCUGGAUUAGAGGAAGUCAUUAGGCAGCAGUCAUGUGGAGAGCUAUUGUCCUCUCUCACGUGUGGCGUUUGCACGAUAACCCGUGAAAGGCCAGCAAAAGUCAAACUGGUUUGAGCUUUCUUAAGCAACUUGGUGAAUGAGAGGAAAAGAAUGAAGCCACUUGAGCGAUCAUCAAUCAAACGGAGCGAACACAUUCAUCUCGGUCACAUCAUCAGUGGUCACUUUGUGCCUUAUUGGAUUAGUCCUCUAAUACAGCAGUGUUCAAGCCAGAUAACGACGGGCUGAGUCAGAAAUCCCUCCCUUGUUCACCCUUUCACUGCUCUGCAUAAUGAGCACUCAGCGGUUCACUCAUGGACGAUUUAUGAACCAAUGGGCCCCUAUGCCCAGACGCAUAAAAGACCCCCAGUCGUCCCCCUGAAUGAACACAAACCGACACUGAAAGCCACGCAGAUGUCAUUUCUAGUUGUUUUGUGUCUCCAGCUGUGCAUCUUUCUGAUGUUUUGCAUCAUUUUAUGCCUCGUUGUGUUCAUUUUGAAUCUCCUUUUGAUUGUUUUGCAUCCCUCUGUGGUCCUUUGCAUUUAAUUUUGUGUUUUGUCUCACAUUUUGCUCGCUGUGCACUUCUUUGUAGCCAUUCUGUGUCUCGUUGAGGCCAUUUUCUGUCACAUUUGGGUUAUUUUGAAUCUCAUGAUGGUUGUUUUCCACCUUUUUGUUGCCAUUUUGUGUCUUUGUUGUUGUUUUGUCUCUCUUGCGUCUGAUUUUGGUUAUUUUACGUCUCUUCCUGGGACAUGCUCCCAUCAGCCACAUUGAAGCCACUGACAUGUGACGUGAUCAUCUUGUUCAUCUUAGAAUAGAAUAGAAUUUAUUGCCAUUUGCACAAAUACAUCACAGUACAGGUACAUUGGAAUUCUUGUACCUGACUCUGAGUCAAAAUAAGAAUGAUUUAGCAGCAAUUAAGAAAGAAACAAGAACCCUGAAAUAAAUCACACUAAAGUUUAAAUAAAUUAAAAUGAACUACAGAUAUUAGCAAAACAGAUAAAUAGAUUAAUAAAAUAAAAUAGAUAAAACAAACACAACAAUCAAUAAAAAUGUUAUUGCCUAUCGUGAAAGUAUUGCACAUUUGUCCCUUGUAAUUUGUGCAGUGUUGCAGUAUUUUGAUGCUCUGCCGUGUUAUAGUACUUCCCCUCCCUGAUGUACAAUGCCAAUUGUCUGAUGGUGGCCGGAAAAAAGCUGUUAUGGAAACGGGCUGUAUGGGCUCUGAUGCUCACAGGUCUACUAUAUUUCAUGCCGUAGCUAGCCCGAGAUCCCCCACCGAAACAGGUCAUGAGCUGGAUGGUGUUUGUCCUUCAAAAUGUUCUGCGCUUUCUGCCGGCACUGAUGUGUGUAUAUGGUGUCCAUAGACGGGAGGUCAGAGCCAACAACUUUCUCUGCAGUCCUGAUGACACGCUGGAGUGAUUUCCACUCAUCCACAGUGGUGUUGCCAUACCACACUGUGAUGGCGCAGGUGAGGACGCUCUCCACCAAACCUUUGUAGGCCUGGGUGAGAGGCUGGCAUCCUAGUCCGGUCUUCUUUACCACCCGAAUGAAGUGCAGCCUCUGCUGAGAUUUUUUCACUGAUUGCAGUGUGUUUGGCCCAGCUGAGGCUCUCUGAUGUGUUUAAGCCCAGGAACUUGUAGCUGUCAGUUCGUUCCACCGUGGUGAAGAUGGUCAUGUCUGUGGCAUCCAGACAGCCCUGCAGUUUUUCCACUGCUUCCUCAGUCCACAUCUUUACAGACCUGAUUGUGACUGAGUCUGCUUUAAGUCUCUUGGUGUAGGUAGUCUGCAGCAGAAUGGCAAGAUGAUCGCAUUUCCCAAAGUGUGGUUUGGAAACAGCAGUGUAAGCAUUUCUGAUGUUACAGUAACAUUAAUCCAGGAUAUUAUUUCCCCUGGUGGGGAACUUGAUAAACUGAUGAUAUUUGGGGAUGCUUUACCUGAGAUCAUAGUGGUUAAAAUCUCCCACAACAAUGACAGCAACCUCAGGAUAGUCUUUCUCAUGUCUGCUGAUUGUGCUGUCCAGUUCUCUAAGUGCAUUGUCCUCAUUAGCUGAUGGGGAUGUACACUACACUCAGUAUGAGACAGUGCAGCUCUCUGGGCAGGCAGAGUGGCCUGCAUUUCACAGUAAUAUACUCCAUGUCCUCAGAGCAUGAUUGUGAUAUUAGCGCAUUGUUGAUGUUCCAGGCUUGUUUGAUGAAGAUUGCUGUUCCUCCCCCACGAGUUUUGACACAUUCUGUAGCAUUGUGGUCAGCCCUGAAGACGGUCGGUGUAGCCUGUUGGUUUUAUAGUCUCAUUGGGGGUCCCUUGUCCGAGCCAUGUUGCGCAGAAACCUUGAGUGUCCAGCAAUGGAGGUGUGAGCUUACUGGGACAGGACAUCUUCACUGCUGUGGAGGCUGUGGAGAGGAGUGGGAGGUUUGAUCCCUGGAGCCAGAGAACUGAUCAGUUUCUGGCCCUCGAAGCCUUUCAGCGUCGUCCACUGGCCGUAGCAGCAUCGACUGUCGGCAGGUGAUUUUAAUGUUGUAAAUAAUUUGUUUAAAUUGAAACUAUGGGAUCCCAAUGUCUCACUUGUCCUGUGCCCAGACAGUGAUUUGUCCACGAGUUCACUCUGUAAGAAGCACACAUACUAUCAACAGAACUGUGUUCUUCCCACACUUCAAUUCAGAAAAAGAAGAAAAUAAAAUAAAGCGCUCUAUGUAGUAGACGGGGAGUGAUUUCUAACACGGCCUUUGUAUUUCAUGGAAGAGUCUUGUUUUGAUGUGAAUGUGAAGCAUAUUUCAAAUGAGACUGUGAUGUAUGUUGCGUAAACUGUGUUAAGAUGACCAAAGACAAAACUGCCAAAGCAGGUGAAGAGCCUGGCAGAAACAAGCACUUGGGUCUUUUAUUUAACCCCUUAAACCCUCCACUGUUUCUUUUCUUUUUAUUUAUUUAUUACUGACAAAACACCCCCAAAUUCAGUUUGUAGCAGCUGCACUGCCUUUAAGUCAACAACCAAGGGCUCUAUUGAUCUGAGACACUUGUUUAAUACACCAAGACUGUGUUCCUAUUUACAGGCCAGAGUGAGAUAUCAAAAACUGACUGAUCAAACCUGUAAAUUAGACACAAACGGAGAAGAAUCACAACAAUAAUGUAUUCACUGUGGUCAUAUUAGCAACCAGAGGCCUCUUCAUUAAAUAAACCAAGCUUGGGUGCAGAGUUGUCUUCGAUGGAAAGGGUUUAGUAAAUAGAGUAGUAACACUAAUCAAUCAUUUAAUCAAUCAAAAUUAAUCUAUAUAGUGCCUUUCAUACAGUUCAGUGCAGUUCAAAGUGCUUCAUGCAUGACUGAUAGAGAGUAGAGAGAGGAAUAAAACUGGAUUUAAAAUAUAUAUAUAAAAACAAAGAUUAAAACAUACACUACUGUUCAAAAGUUUGGGGUCACCCGGAUAAUUUCAUGUUUUCCAUGAAAACUCACACUUUUAUUCAUGUACUAACAUAAUUGUACAAAGGUUUUCUAAUCAUCAAUUCAACACCAUUAGCUAACACAAUGUAGCAUUAGAACACAGGAGUGAUGGUUGCUGGAAAUGUUCCUCUGUACCCCUAUGGAGAUAUUCCAUUAAAAACCAGCUGUUUCCAGCUAGAAUAGUCAUUUACCACAUUAACAAUGUCUAGAAUGAUUAAUUUAAUGUUGUCUUCAUUGAAAAGAAUAAUGAUUUUCUUUCAAAAAUAAGGACAUUUCUGAGUGACUCCAAACUUUUUGAACAAUAGUGUACAUGCUACGUUCAAACAGACUUAAAGACAAACAAUACAGUGUAGAAAAGUGAAAGAGGCUGACUUCACAUUUUUACUGAGGCAAAAUAUGCACAAAAAAGUAUCUAAUGAAGGGCCAGGGUUAGAUUAAGCGUGCGCAGUGAGGCUAGUUUGAAGCAUUACAUAUACUGCUUGGUAGCAUAAUCUUUAUAACAAAUCAACAGGUCACCAUUUAUUAGUUAAUAAUUUUUAAAAUAUGUCAAUAUGUAUAUCUGUAACUUUAAAAAGUGCAUUUCAUGGUAGAGUACAAGUAUGGAACACAAAAUACAAUACAAGAUACCUGAAAAUGGUUCUUUUCACCACUGCUGAGAGUUAACUCUAUGCAUUUUUAUAUUUACUUGUACUUAUAAGUACAUCAUUACCUUUUCUUGUGAGCUUACUUUACUUUAAAAGAUCUUCACAGGUGCAAUAAAUCACUGAUCGGCUUAAAAACAUGCAGAAGCACUGAUGGUAGUUUGGCUAUAGUUAAAUUAGAGAGAAUCUGAUUGCUGCUGUGCUAAAAAAAAAUCGUGUUUAUGCUGAAUAAUGUGUCUGUUCUUCACCAUGACUGGGAACCGUAUAAAUGAAAGUAGUUGUGCACCUCAGAGUAAAGAUCUUAAACUGAAUAACUACCCCUCUCAGUGACAGUCUCUGCACCGCCUCCACAUCCCUCCUUUCAUCCUCAAAUUAUCCUGCAUUUCACUUUGCAACAGCAUCUGAUUAUUUAGCAGCCGGCGCCAUUAUUGCAAUUAUUAGCACACAUUAAGUCAUUUUUCUAAUUAAUCCACAUUCCUCCCUCAGUAAGAAGGAGUUCUUGUUGAUUUCAGACACCUUUUUUUUUUUUCUGAGGACAGGGCUCAGCUGCCAUUGUUGUCCUGUGUGAUGAUGUAAUGGUGAUGUAAUCCGGUGGCAAUAGGAGCAGGUGAAAAAUGAUCCUGAUGUGAGGAUGCUCGGUUUAUCAACACCAUUUAGAAUCAUGUGUUUGUAUUUUGUGAGCAUGAUAAUGCAAGCCAGGUGUUACUUUCCUAGUGUAUUUAUACAAGAUUUUAACAUAAAAACCAGAGAAUAAUGCA